CAGGCGCGCCCUCGUGGAGAGGAGGCGCGGGCGAGCCGGGCGGCUGGUCGGCAGUCAGCAAGACGAACUCCUCAACAAGCACAGGCAGCGGAGCGACGCCCGGGGCCUGGAAGAAGAGUGGCAGAGGGUCCUGCGCGGUGCUCUCCGGCCCGCGAGCCAGGCUGGCCAGCGAGGCGCGGUCCCUGCUGAGCAAGAACCCGGCCGGCAUGUGCGGUGGCCUGCUGAACCAGAGGAUCCGGCAGGCGGAGCAGAACUCGCUCGAGGUCGCUUACGGCCUGACGAAGGAGCAGCAGAAGGGGUGGCUGCAGGACCUCAUGAUGGCCAUGCCCGACGUGAAGUGCCGCAAGGAGG
Prorocentrum cordatum is the source of this 351-nucleotide messenger RNA. Lineage: Eukaryota; Dinophyceae; Prorocentrales; Prorocentraceae. The record is from the annotation of a GenBank genome assembly.